GUGGAGCCGAGGAGCUUCAUCUGUUCCAGCUGAGACCGCUCGGACAAUGCCUGCCUAAAUCGUCAGGUACCCUAGCACCCAGCGGACAGCGAAAGCCUCUGCAACCACCUCUAUGUAGCCCUCCGUGAAUCCAGUCUCCAGGACUAUACGAAUCGUCCACCGCCUGGCCGGCAUGGCUACCUACCCUACCUACCACAAAGGCACAGCCAGUGUCUGGAGUGCAGAUGAGGCCCUACGACGACGACCACCACAACGACGACGACGACUACGACGAUGCCGCUAUUCCGUGCUUCCAGUGUCGCCGCAUCUAUAGGACGAGUGACAGCUCCGCACACUAGUUCUCUAGCCAGGCGUUUGGCGCGCUCAAGCUUCCGUUUCAUUCUGAUGACCGGCGCUAGACUUACUUGUCUGUCGCGCACCCAUCAUUCACAAUUUCACGUUGCCUCCAAACCGCCAAUAUCCGUCCGAAAUAGCUCGCGCACGGGUCCAAUUAUCAUCACUGGCCAAGCCUACCAUGGUUAUGGAUCUGCAUCACCGUGGGCUCUUCUUGGCCGUGCCAUGACGAAUCUACAGUCGUCCGUUCCACAUUAGUUCUCGUGGUUGUUCCAGUAAUACGGAUAUGGUGGAGAGCGAUGACCUUUGGUUGCAUUAUCGCAAUCU
Sphaerulina musiva SO2202 is the source of this 660-nucleotide messenger RNA. RefSeq lists its product as uncharacterized. The transcript is spliced from 3 exons. Lineage: Eukaryota; Fungi; Ascomycota; Dothideomycetes; Mycosphaerellales; Mycosphaerellaceae. The record is from RefSeq and is a predicted model, not a curated record. Bases 274 to 591 code for a protein of 105 amino acids.